AUGAGUGGGAGAAAAAGAAUGCCACGGCAACUAUUUCAGCUGGUGGUACAUUUUCUAAUAUCCAACAUCAUCACCAUCAUCUACUCAGACUCAGUGGUAGUAUUGAUCUUCCUACUACUACUCUUCCUCACAAAGGGAACAAGAUCAGCAGCUGACUCUAAUUCUCAUUCCAAACAGUGCCAAGAGAAAUGCGGGAACGUGAGCGUUCCUUAUCCAUUUGGCAUUGGGAAAGGAUGCUACAUGAACCCCAUGUUUGAAGUCUUUUGCAAGGAGUCAACUCUCUCCUAUUCCGGAUUUACAACGUUGGAGAUCUCUGUGGAUCAUUAUGUGCGCAUAUAUGGUCCUACUGUUGUUAACUGUUACAACAAGUCGUCUGCAAAAAAUUCUUCUGUAAGUCAUGGGUUGGAUUCGUUACCAUUCCGAGUCUCCCACACCAAAAAUAAGUUUGUAGCCAUGGGAUGUAACAUCUUUGCUUAUAUGAUUGAUGGUCACAAUAAAAACUACAUAAGUGGUUGUGCAUCCCUGUGCUAUAACACAACCAAGUUCAUCGGUGGUGGCUGCCAGACUAAUAUUCCGGAAAAUCUCUCCCCCUUUGAUUUGCGAAUCCAAAAAAUAAAUACCACUGAACAGUUCUGGGCUUCUAAUGAGUCAUGUAGUGGUGUUGGCUGCCAGACUAAUAUUCCGGAAAAUCUCUCCCCCUUUGAUUUGCAAAUCCAAAAUAUAAAUGCCACUGAACAGUUCUGGGCUUCUCAUGAGUCAUGUAGCACUGCUUUCAUUGCCGAUAACAACUUCUCCGAAUUCAAUACCUCAGUAUUUACUGAUGACGAAUUCUUGCCUGCUGUCCCGUUGGUGCUUGACUGGGCAAUUCGGAGCAAUCUUUCUUGCCAAGAAGCUAGCGGAAGAAAAGACUAUGCAUGUGGCAAUAACAGUAAAUGCUUUGAAGAUGGCAUGGGAUAUCAUCGAUGUCGCUGCUCUGAAGGUUACCAAGGGAACCCUUACCUCUCCGAUGGAUGCCAAGAUAUUGAUGAGUGCAAAGACCCAAAAAAGAAUAUUUGCCCAAAGGACGCUUUUUGCUUCAAUACAGCAGGUAGAUACAAGUGCAAAUGCAAACCUGGUUACCACAUGUUAGCUGUACAUGUUUCUUUAGGUAUUGGAAUUGCUGUUGGUGCUCUAGUCUUCAUCACUAUUGGUUUAUGGUUGUACCGUAAACUCGAGAAGAGACGGAAAAACAAAUUGAAAUAUAAGUUCUUUAGAAAAAAUGGAGGAUUGUUAUUGCAACAACAGAUCUCUUCAACUCGAGAAAGUGCAAUGAAAACAGAACUCUUCACAGUAGAAGAGUUAGAGAAGGCCACAAACAAUUUUAAUGAAAGUCGAGUUCUUGGCAAAGGAGGGCUUGGUACAGUUUACAAAGGGAUGUUAUCAGAUGGAAGCAUAGUGGCGGUUAAGAAGUCUAACGAAGUUGAUGAAAAUCAAGUUGGUCAGUUCAUUAACGAAGUUAUUAUCCUUUCUCACAUAAAUCACAGAAACAUUGUGAAAUUGUUAGGUUGUUGCCUAGAGACUGAAGUUCCAAUCCUGGUGUAUGAAUAUGUCUCGAAUGGCACCCUCUCCGACCAUCUUCACGAUGAUGUCUAUGCUUCGAUGUCUUGGAAUGAUCGCUUGAGAGUUGCUGGGGAGGUUGCAGGAGCACUUGCUUAUUUGCACUCAUGUGUUUCUACAACUAUCCUUCACAGAGAUAUAAAGUCUAGCAACAUAUUGUUGGACGAAAAUUACAUGGCUAUAGUAUCCGACUUUGGACUUUCAAGGUCAGUACCCCUUAAUAAGACUCAUUUGACGACAUUGGUGGCAGGCACAUUUGGUUACUUGGAUCCCGAAUACUUUCGAUCAGGGCAACUAACUGAUAAAAGUGAUGUUUAUUCAUUUGGCGUAGUUCUUGCUGAACUGCUAACAGGAAGAAAAGCGGUUUCUUCUAAUAGUUCUUAUGAAGGUCUUGUACUUCGUUUUCGAUUAUCAAUAAAAGAGAGUGGUCUGUUUGAAAUCCUUGACGCACUAGUUGUGAAUGAAGGCCAAGAGGAGGAGAUUAAUGUUGUUGCUACUCUUGCAAAGAGAUGCCUAAAAUUGAAUGCGAAGAAAAGGCCAAGUAUGAAAGAAGUGGCAGCGGAACUCGACCGAUUGAGAUGGAUACAAGAGCAGCUAUUAAUUCAACAGAAUAGCUUGAAUAGCUACAACUUGGUUGAGAAUUCUGUGGAUGACAACUCUGAUGAUGAUCUGGCAUUCUUAUCAAUGCAAGACAGUCAUGCAUCCAAUGUUUAUCCUAGUCAUAGGAAAGAACAAAAGGAUAGAAAUAAAGGAAAAGCAAUGAAAGUUUUUAUGUCUAAAAAUUCUACUUUGAGUGAUAGUGAUUCUCCUCUGAAUGAUUCUAAUGAUUUUUCUUAUGUCACUUUUCUUGAUAAAGUUCCUCAUGUCAUGUCUUUAUUUGACUCUGAUAUUUCAAAUAAUGAAGACAAUAAGUUUCAUGAUGAACAGGUACAAGAGGCUGAAAAGGACGAUGAAAAGUUGAAGAAGAUGUUCAAAGAAACCAUUGAAGUCAAACAGGCAAUCAAUAAGCUAGCAAAGGAGCUUAUCCAAACAAAAGGAGAGAAUGCAAAUCUAAAGAAACAGAUUGAUGAAGGAAAAAAGAAAAGCUUUUGA
Messenger RNA from Cornus florida, 2688 nucleotides. RefSeq names its product wall-associated receptor kinase-like 8. Gene Ontology annotation, biological process: protein phosphorylation; cell surface receptor signaling pathway. Bases 1 to 2688 code for a protein of 895 amino acids. The record is from RefSeq and is a predicted model, not a curated record. Lineage: Eukaryota; Viridiplantae; Streptophyta; Magnoliopsida; Cornales; Cornaceae. The transcript has 6 exons. Gene Ontology annotation, cellular component: plasma membrane. Gene Ontology annotation, molecular function: ATP binding; polysaccharide binding; protein serine/threonine kinase activity.